AGCCACCCUCACCAUGCUCGUGCCUGGGGACAAGAACUUCCUUACCAACAUCAUCUACAUUGUCUUUGAACUGGUCAUUGCCCUUCUGGCCAUCUUCGGGAACGUCCUGGUCUGUUGGGCCGUCUAUCUCAACAGCAAUCUGCAGAACGUCACCAAUUACUUUGUGGCUUCCCUGGCGGUAGCUGACAUUGCGGUGGGGGUCCUGGCCAUCCCCUUUGCCAUCACGAUCAGCACUGGCUUCUGUGCCUUCUUCUACGGCUGCCUCUUCAUCGCCUGCUUUGUCCUGGUGCUGACCCAGAGCUCCAUCUUCAGUCUUCUGGCUAUUGCCAUUGAUCGGAUUAUUGCUAUCCGUAUCCCUCUCAGGUACAAUGCUCUAGUGACCAACUCACGUGCCAAGGGAGUCAUAGCCAUCUGUUGGUUCUUAUCCUUUAUUAUUGGCCUGACGCCAAUGCUGGGCUGGCACAGAAAGACUCUGGAAGAGAAUGGGCAAAGCGAGAAUAGAACCAACUGCAGCAGCAAUAUGAUGCAUUGCUUCUUUGCGACUGUGGUCACCAUGGAUUACAUGGUCUACUACAACUUCUUUGCAUGCGUGCUGCUUCCUCUCCUUCUGAUGUUUGGGAUCUACUUGAAGAUCUUCAUGACAGCCCGGCAGCAGCUCAAGCAAAUGGAAAACAAGAUGAUGCACGGGGAACGAUCCCGAUACAUUUUACAAAAAGAGGUCCAUGCAGCAAAAUCCUUGGCCUUCAUUGUUGGGAUGUUUGCUAUAUGCUGGCUCCCAUUACACCUGAUCAAUUGCUUCACUCUCUUCUGCCCUACUUGCAGAGAGCCUCCCCCCGGGGUCAUGUACCUGGCCAUUAUCUUGUCCCAUGCCAACUCCGUGGUGAACCCCCUGAUCUACGCGUACCAGAUCCGAGAGUUCCGCUGCACCUUCAGGAAAAUCAUCCAGCAGCACAUCCUGUGCAGGAAGCAAGGCUUCAGAUCCGCCACUGCCAGCCGGAGGACGUCUGCUCACGACGGGGAGACUGAAAACACCACUGUGCAGAUCAGCAAAUAUUCCCUGGAGUUCUGCUCCGGCAGAGACUUCAGGGGCAUCCAUGGGGCUGGUUCUGGGGGGGAGAGCAUCUGCAUGGAAUGGACCCCCAACCAAAAUGGGCUAGCUGGAGAAGUGAAUGGGCACCUUGUACUUCCCUGCAAAAAUGGGGAGCUCCAGAAAAAUGGAACCGCUUAGCCAGGAGCCUCUUGGGGUUCCUGGGUUU
Molecule: messenger RNA, 1256 nt
Organism: Protobothrops mucrosquamatus (brown spotted pit viper)
Lineage: Eukaryota; Metazoa; Chordata; Lepidosauria; Squamata; Viperidae
Product: adenosine receptor A2a-like
Exons: 2
Coding region: 14-1228 (404 amino acids)
Biological process (GO): G protein-coupled adenosine receptor signaling pathway; adenylate cyclase-activating G protein-coupled receptor signaling pathway
Cellular component (GO): membrane
Molecular function (GO): G protein-coupled adenosine receptor activity
Source: RefSeq, a predicted model, not a curated record